Messenger RNA from Ochotona curzoniae (black-lipped pika), 1577 nucleotides. It is a transcript of the gene TMEM151A, whose product is annotated as transmembrane protein 151A. The record is from RefSeq and is a predicted model, not a curated record. NCBI's taxonomy places the organism in Eukaryota, Metazoa, Chordata, Mammalia, Lagomorpha, Ochotonidae. The coding region runs from base 136 to 1569 and encodes 477 amino acids. The transcript is spliced from 2 exons.
CGGGCUCCGGCUCGGCGCACUCCCUCCGCGGCCGCCGAGCCGAGCGGACGCCCCCGGGGCCGCGCUGCCGCCCUCCGUGCUCCGCUCUAUCAUGCCCGGGGCCCGGGCCGGGGCCGCCCGAGCAGCCAGGACACCAUGCCCGAGGGCGGCGGCGGCGACGGCGGGGAGGUGCCCGCGCUCAUCCCGGACGGCGAACCGCUACGGGAGGAGCAGCGGCCCCUGAAGCAGUCCCUGGGAAGCUCCCUGUGCCGGGAGUCGCACUGGAAGUGCCUGCUGCUCACGCUGCUCAUCCACGCCUGCGGCGCCGUGGUGGCCUGGUGCCGCCUGGCCACGGUGCCGCGCCUGGUCCUGGGACCCGAGGCGGCCUUGGCCCGCGGUGCUGGCGGCCCGCCGCCCACCUACCCAGCCAGCCCCUGCUCCGAUGGCUACCUGUACAUCCCGCUGGCCUUCGUCUCCCUCCUCUACCUCCUCUACCUGGCCGAGUGCUGGCACUGCCACGUGCGCUCAUGCCAGGCGCCACGCACGGACGCGCACACCGUGCUGGCGCUCAUCCGGCGGCUGCAGCAGGCACCGCCGUGCGUAUGGUGGAAGGCCACGAGCUACCACUACGUGCGCCGCACGCGCCAGAUCACGCGUUACCGCAACGGCGACGCCUACACCACCACGCAGGUGUACCACGAGCGCGCCGACAGCCGUACGGCGCGGGGCGAGUUUGACUACUCGGCCCACGGCGUGCGUGACGUCUCUAAGGAGCUCGUGGGGCUGGCCGAGCACGCGGCCACGCGGCUGCGUUUCACCAAGUGCUUCAGCUUCGGCAGCGCCGAGGCCGAGGCCUCGUACCUCACGCAGCGGGCCCGCUUCUUCAGCGCCAACGAAGGCCUGGACGACUACCUGGAGGCGCGCGAGGGCAUGCAGCUGAAGGACGUGGACUUCCGCGAGUCGCUCAUGGUCUUCGCCGACCCGCGCAGCCCGCCCUGGUACGCCCGCGCCUGGGUCUUCUGGCUCGUGUCGGCCGCCACGCUGUCCUGGCCGCUGCGCGUGGUGGCCGCCUACGGCACCGCGCACGUGCACUACCAGGUGGAGAAGCUGUUCGGGGCCAGCUCGCCGCCACCGCCACCGGGCGCCGGGCCCAGCGGGCCCCCGCUGUCGCGCGUGGCCACGGUGGACUUCACCGAGCUCGAGUGGCACAUCUGCUCCAACCGGCAGCUGGUGCCCAGCUACUCGGAGGCCGUGGUCAUGGGCGCCGGCUCGGGCGCCUACCUGCGCAGCUGCCAGCGCUGCCGCCGCUCGCUCAGCAGCACCUCGCUGCCCCCGGCACGCCCCAGCGCGCCCCGGCUGCCCUUCAGCCGCAGCCGCCUCUCGCUGGGGGCCGGGGGCCGCGCCCCACGCGGGGUCUUCCGCAGCUUGAGUGGAGGGCUGCUGGGACCCCGGCGGGAGGACACGCAGCCGCUGGAGAGCCCGCCCGAGCCGCUGGAGAGCCCGCCGGGCUACGAGGAGGCGCUCUACUUCCCGGUGCUCAUCGUCCACGGGGACAGCGGCUGCCGGGGAGACGGGCAGGGCGCGCUCUGAGACGCCCC